UUUGUAUAUCGUAGCUACAAUCGAUAGAUUCAUACGGAAUAUCGCACAUCUCGUCCAUUUGGUCCAAGUCACCACCGCGUAUAGUUUGUGUUUUGUUCUUAAAUUCAAUCGAGUCCCUAAUACAGUUACAAAAUGGUUAGGGAGAACAAAGCAGCAUGGAAGGCUCAGUACUUCAUUAAAGUUGUGGAACUGUUCGAUGAGUUCCCAAAGUGUUUCAUUGUAGGCGCUGACAAUGUUGGCUCCAAGCAGAUGCAGAACAUCCGUACCAGCCUCCGUGGUCUCGCCGUCGUACUGAUGGGCAAGAACACGAUGAUGCGCAAGGCAAUUCGUGGACAUUUGGAGAACAAUCCUCAGUUGGAGAAGUUGUUGCCGCACAUCAAGGGCAAUGUUGGCUUUGUGUUCACCAAGGGUGAUUUGGCUGAGGUUCGCGAUAAGCUGUUGGAAUCAAAGGUGCGUGCACCUGCACGUCCGGGCGCCAUUGCACCAUUGCCUGUCAUUAUUCCGGCCCAGAACACAGGCUUGGGUCCAGAGAAGACUAGUUUCUUCCAGGCUCUGUCCAUCCCGACCAAGAUUUCGAAGGGUACAAUUGAAAUCAUCAACGAUGUGCCCAUCUUGAAGCCUGGAGACAAAGUUGGUGCCUCUGAGGCCACUUUGCUGAACAUGUUGAACAUCUCGCCAUUCUCGUAUGGACUGAUCGUGAACCAGGUCUAUGAUUCGGGUUCCAUCUUCUCACCUGAGAUCUUGGACAUCAAGCCCGAGGAUUUGCGCGCCAAGUUCCAACAGGGCGUAGCCAAUCUGGCUGCUGUCUGUUUGUCUGUCGGCUAUCCAACGAUUGCUUCGGCACCUCACAGCAUUGCCAACGGAUUCAAGAACCUGUUGGCCAUCGCUGCUACCACAGAGGUUGAGUUCAAAGAAGCUACCACCAUCAAGGAGUACAUCAAGGAUCCCAGCAAGUUCGCUGCUGCUACCGCCUCUGCGGCACCAGCUGCUGGAGCUGGCGCUGCCGAAAAGAAGGAGGAGGCCAAGAAGGUCGAGUCCGAAUCCGAGGAGGAGGAUGACGACAUGGGCUUUGGACUUUUCGAUUAAGCACCACAACAAUCACCAGCGAUUGAGCGCUCUAAUACAAUUUUCCAUGUUUACAUUAAUUCGGGCUAACUGCCUGUGCAAAUUAUUGCCGCGGCUUGACAAGCCCAAUGGCAAGUUGCAUGUGCAGUGAGCUACCAAAAACAACAACAA
Messenger RNA from Drosophila arizonae, 1236 nucleotides. It is a transcript of the gene RpLP0, whose product is annotated as ribosomal protein LP0. Gene Ontology annotation, cellular component: cytosolic large ribosomal subunit. Gene Ontology annotation, biological process: ribosomal large subunit assembly; ribosome biogenesis; cytoplasmic translation. The record is from RefSeq and is a predicted model, not a curated record. Lineage: Eukaryota; Metazoa; Arthropoda; Insecta; Diptera; Drosophilidae. Gene Ontology annotation, molecular function: structural constituent of ribosome; large ribosomal subunit rRNA binding.